AUGGACGGCGACGAGGCCCCGGAGGCGGCGGCCACAGUGAAGGAGGCGCCCAAGCGGCUGGCCGACGCCCUGGGCUUCUCCUUCUCGCCAUGCGGCCUGCUCUUCCCGUAUUAUAUAGGCGUGUGGAAGGCGCUGUGCGAGACUGGCCUGAUCGCCCCGGACACGCCCGUGUCCGGCUCCUCCGGCGGAUGCCUGCUGGCCGUCUUCAAUGCCUGCGAGAUCGACCCUGAUGACGUCAUGCGGGUGAACCGAGAGAUUCAGGAGAGGCUGCUGGCGAAGCCCCAGGACAAGAUCCUCGGCGAGGUGGUGAAGGGGGCGAUGCAGGGGCUCCUGCCGGAUAAUGUACACACCACUGUGUCCAAGCGCGUUGGGAUCGCGAUCACCAGGCUGUGGCCCAUCCCCUGGGGCAUCCUUGUGGAGGAUUUUGUUUCCAAGGAGGACGUUGUGGACGUAAUGGUCGCCAGCACAUACAUGCCAGCAAUGUCUGGUCCCAAUUGGGGCUGCCGCACGAGACAUGGCCUUGCUGCAGACGGCCUGCUCUCUAAAUUCUUUCCAUCAGUGCCCAAGGCAUGCAGAAGCCAUGUGAAGAUCACAAUAAAGGUUUCCGCUGCGCCAAAGGAAGCGCGCCCAUGGUUCACUGGGAAGGCAGACAUAAGCCCAGACCUGCGGUCUCGUGAGCACAGGUACCCAAAGAAGAAAUACUACUAUUUAGCCAUGAACCCUUUCAAUCUGGACAUCAUUGACGACCUUAUGAGUGACGGGUACAAGGAUGCCAUGGUCUGGGUGCAGAGGUUUCUGCAUGCACAUAGGCAGCAGAAUUGA
Ostreobium quekettii is the source of this 822-nucleotide messenger RNA. NCBI's taxonomy places the organism in Eukaryota, Viridiplantae, Chlorophyta, Ulvophyceae, Bryopsidales, Ostreobiaceae. The record is from the annotation of a GenBank genome assembly.